AUGACACAUCGGAACAAUACCUCGCUUUUGCCUGCUGACUCGAGUAGAGCUAGGAGGUACGAUGUAACGAUAUACGAUACCGCCUCUCCUGCCAAUGCUUUCCACAUCUCAGCCUUCUCAGGUACCUCAUACCUUUCUCGUUCUCGCCGUCCAGAUAGUUUCACAAGCUGGACUGAGUUUCUGAGUUUGGUUGGUGAUCUGCAGGAUCGUGCGGAGCAGCGGCGACUGUUCACUCGUCGGCCGGCAUCCGAAACGUUCCGGCGUGGGCGAGGUGUGCAGUCGGCCCCAGUGUCCAUUAUCUCAAGCAAGGGCGGUGCUCCACGCUCAUAUUCAUUGGAUCCCCUCCGCAGAAGUGGAAUUAAGCGCGAGCCGCAUAUUGGAUCGGCCCUAGUCAUCCAGAGUCCCAAACAUCCACCAACUGGCACCAAGUUUGAGCCUGAACCCCUGCUCGUUUCUGGUGACGCAGAGUCGCGACACCCGAGUGUGACUACGACCAACGAUGAUAGGCAGACACGUUACCGUCGUUACGCUUGCGCAUCCGGUGUCCCUGGAUGUCAGGAUGAGGAUGACAGGAUACCUACACAUGCCACGCACCCGCUCGCCCACACACACUGUCCAUCUCCUGGCGUGACGCAUCGAGCUGUCGGCAAGGAAGAUCUGCCCAACGCAAAGAGAGAGCGAGACUCGAGUUCGCGAUCAGCGAUUGCCCGUGUUGUCGGCCAACGCACAGAACGUGUCGCUUGGCUAGCAAGUGUGCAGAGGGAGAGGGCACAUCUGACGGUGCCGGACGGGAUCAAGAAACGCAUGCCGCGCGCCCAGUGCGCUAGGUAG
Messenger RNA from Sphaerulina musiva SO2202, 831 nucleotides. RefSeq lists its product as uncharacterized. Bases 1 to 831 code for a protein of 276 amino acids. The record is from RefSeq and is a predicted model, not a curated record. The transcript is spliced from 4 exons. NCBI's taxonomy places the organism in Eukaryota, Fungi, Ascomycota, Dothideomycetes, Mycosphaerellales, Mycosphaerellaceae.